Messenger RNA from Mercurialis annua (annual mercury), 2975 nucleotides. Its product is annotated as FT-interacting protein 1-like. NCBI's taxonomy places the organism in Eukaryota, Viridiplantae, Streptophyta, Magnoliopsida, Malpighiales, Euphorbiaceae. The transcript has a single exon. Bases 457 to 2856 code for a protein of 799 amino acids. The record is from RefSeq and is a predicted model, not a curated record.
UACAAGUAAAGAAAAUAUUUCAACUCAAUCUUAAAUUUCUUGGCAACCAAACACAAGCUUCACUUUCCCUCCUUAAACAAAGUUUAUGCUUGCCCUUCUUUAAGUUAUAUGUUCUACUACAGAAUGAACCCUCAGCUUCUCCAUUACAGCAUUGCUUUAUAAGCAAAAACAGUCAGAACUCAAAUGAUUCUUUGCUUUGAUACUAUGUUUGGUGAGUAUAACUUGUUUGCUUCCACCUUCAGUUUCAGAUUUCUUGCUUCUUGGGUGGCUUGUCAGGCCAGAAAAGCAGCAAAAUAAAGAAAACAAAAAGCAGAAUGAAGCUACUAGUACUAGUAGAAGUAGCUUUCCAAAACCUGUCACCAAUCCAUUCAUCAGGUUUCAAAAACCUAUCAUUCACAUCCUAAACCAAUCUUUUUUAGCCGAAUCAAAGUAAAUUUCUGAAGUGUUUUGCUCACAAUGCGGUCUGCGAAUCAACCAAGCCAUCGUGAUGAUCAAGAUGACUACUCCUUGAAGGACACAAAUCCGCAGCUCGGGGAGCGGUGGCCUGCGGGUGGAGUGUAUGGAGGAAGAGGAUGGAUGAAUAGUGAGCGAUAUGCAAGCACUUAUGACCUUGUCGAGCAAAUGUCGUAUCUAUUUGUCCGAGUGGUCAAGGCCAAAGACCUUCCUCCAAGCUCAAUUACUGGAAGUUGUGAUCCUUAUGUAGAACUAAAGCUUGGGAACUACAAAGGAAGAACAAAGCAUUUUGAGAGGAAAAUGAAUCCGGAGUGGAACCAAGUCUUCGCUUUCUCAAAAGAGCGGAUUCAGUCAUCGGUUUUGGAAAUCUUUGUCAAAGACAGAGAUAUGGUGGGCAGAGAUGAUUACCUUGGAAGGGUAGUUUUUGAUUUGAAUGAGGUUCCGAGUAGAGUUCCACCUGACAGCCCACUGGCACCUCAGUGGUAUAGGCUUGAGGAUCGACGCGGAGAAGGGAAGGUGAGGGGAGAUAUAAUGCUUGCAGUUUGGAUGGGAACACAAGCUGAUGAGGCCUUUCCAGAAGCAUGGCAUGCAGAUGCUUCUGCAGUAUAUGGAGAGGGACUUGUUAGCAUCAGGUCAAAAGUUUAUGUAUCGCCAAAAUUGUGGUACCUGAGGAUUAAUGUGAUUGAAUCUCAGGAUAUAGUUCCGAGUGAUAGGAGCCGUAUCCCAGAAGUAUUUGUUAAAGUUCAGGUUGGGAAUCAAAUUCUGAAGACUAAGGCGAACCCCGUUCAAACAGGUCAUCCGAUUUGGAAUGAAGACUUGGUGUUUGUUGUAGCUGAGCCUUUUGAGGAGCAGCUUCUGCUCACGGUUGAGGAUCGAGUUCACCCUUCGAGAGAUGAUGUGUUGGGAAAGAUAAGCUUACCACUCGACUCAUUUGAGAAAAGGCUAGAUCAUCGUCCGGUUCAUUCUAGAUGGUUCAAUCUUGAGAAGUUUAGUUUUGGUGUCUUGGAAGCUGAUAGAAGGAAACUAGAGCUGAAAUUUUCGAGCAGGAUUCACCUGAGAGCUUGUCUUGAAGGUGGAUAUCAUGUCCUGGAUGAAUCAACAAUGUACCUCAGCGAUCAACGGCCAACAGCCAGGCAGCUUUGGAAGCAACCGGUUGGGAUAUUGGAAGUAGGCAUCUUGGGUGCACAAGGUCUACUUCCAAUGAAGAUCAAGGAUGGUAGAGGUAGUACUGAUGCUUAUUGUGUAGCUAAGUAUGGUCAGAAAUGGGUUCGAACGCGAACAAUUCUCGACACUUUGAACCCGAAAUGGAAUGAGCAAUAUACUUGGGAAGUCUAUGACCCCUGCACAGUCAUAACAUUGGGAGUUUUUGACAAUUGCCAUUUAGGAGGUGGUGAGAAACCAAAUGCUCCAAAUGCAGCAAGAGAUUCGCGAAUCGGAAAAGUUAGAAUCCGCCUCUCAACCUUGGAAGCUUUCCGAAUUUAUACAAAUUCUUAUCCACUACUUGUUCUGCACCCAGCUGGAGUGAAGAAAAUGGGUGAACUUCAACUAGCGGUUCGAUUCACUACUCUUUCUCUUGCUAACAUGAUAUAUGUGUAUGGGCAUCCUUUGCUUCCUAAAAUGCAUUAUUUGCAUCCAUUUACAGUGAAUCAAGUAGAUAGCUUAAGAUACCAGGCCAUGAGCAUUGUAGCAAUGAGGCUUGGACGAGCGGAACCUCCAUUGAGAAAAGAAGUUGUAGAAUACAUGUUAGAUGUGGAUUCCCACAUAUGGAGCAUGAGAAGAAGCAAAGCUAACUUCUUCAGAAUCAUGUCUCUUUUUUCGGGUAUUUUCUCAAUGAGCCGAUGGUUUGGUGAUAUUUGCCAAUGGAGGAAUCCGGUCACUUCAAUCCUAGUUCAUGUUCUGUUUCUGAUACUAAUUUGGUAUCCAGAGUUGGUACUUCCAACUCUAUUUCUCUACAUGUUUCUUAUUGGAUUAUGGAACUAUAGAUUCCGGCCAAGGCAUCCACCUCAUAUGGAUACAAAGCUAUCGUGGGCAGAAGCAGUGCACCCAGAUGAACUCGAUGAAGAAUUCGACACAUUUCCAACUUCAAAAUCUCACGAUUUAGUUCGGAUGAGGUAUGACAGGCUUAGAAGUGUUGCAGGAAGGAUUCAAACAGUAGUAGGCGACAUUGCAACUCAAGGGGAGAGAUUGGGGUCGGUGCUCAGCUGGAGAGACACGAGGGCAACGAGUCUUUUUGUUCUGUUCUGUCUUUGUGCAGCUGUAGUGCUUUACGUAACACCAUUCAGAGUGGUGGCUUUAGUUGCUGGUUUGUAUUAUUUACGGCAUCCUAGGUUUCGAAGUAAGCUGCCUUCUGUGCCAAGUAAUUUCUUCAAGAGAUUGCCUGCUAGAACAGACAGCUUAUUAUAAGUAGUUGCUUCUAAGUUGUGUAUCAGUUUUUUUUCUGAUGAAAUGUGUAGUUUUCAGUUUCUCAUAACAUGUUUCUUUUUCAAGUUGAAAUAAAAAUUGAUUGGAGAUUUUCUAAUUUA